AUGAUAUCAGAUAAGAUUCGCCGUUUUAUUCGGUAUUGGGUUUCAAAAUUAGAAAUCAAGACCAUCCGGGAUCAUCAUGGUUAUUCUUGUAAGCGCGUUUGGUUAUCCAUGGAUUUCGUUGUUUUCUUCUCUCAUUUAUUCAUUUGCCUCAUUGGUAUUCUAAUCUCAAUUCCAUUUGCUUUCCUUCUCACUCGUAUUUUUACAUUGAAAACAACCAAUAAACAGCUUCAUCGAAUCUCCUCGCUGCUCUUUUCAUUCAAAGCAGCUAAAUCAGAUAUUCUAACAAUCCCGUCAGAAAAACUCUCAUGUUCUACCGUAUGGAUGUUCGGAGUCAUUGUUACUCGAACUAAAGUUUCAAAUCGUGAUAAACCACAACUGAUCUAUUUAAAAUUGUAUAACCAGUAUUUACUCAUUCAUUUCACGUCAAAACACUUGAAAAAUAUCAAUCAACUCACUCGCCAUCGAGUUACGUUCUCAGAAGUGAUGAUUUUCGAUCUGUUUCAAGCUAAAAUUCAUUUGAAACUUCCUCAAGUCAAUCGAUCAAAAUACUGGUCAAUUAAAUCACCAAUUGUAAUAACUCAUCUUCAUCUUUUCGAUGAAUAUGGUAUUGAGAAAAGAAAAAAGUCAUCAUAUCAUUCACAAAAACCAACUUCUCCAUGGUUGUUCUCUACGAAUUCCACCAUACAAAAUACGACAACAUCGUUCAUCGAUCUAAUCGAGCACGAGUUUCACUCUCAGAAACAUAUCUCAUCAGACAUAACAAAACAAACGACUUUGUCUUCCACUUCAUUACAUGAUAAACCUUGGCGUGGUCUGCUGAAAACAUUCACCGAACGUAUUUCUCUCUUCUCCUCGAAACAAACAGACAAACAAAACGAAUAUUUCCUUUCUUUGAUUAAUUUUCUCAUAUCACGUUGCACAAUCAAUUUCUAUGAAAAUCCUCAUGUGAGACACUAUCUGAAAUCGAAACUUGGACAUGAAUUGAAACAUUUAAAGUUGCCAUAUUACAUUCAUUGGAUCCGUCUCUCGCACUUUUCCUUCGAUAAUACUUAUCCGACAAUUGAGAACAUAAAACAAGUUUGGUUUAAUCAAAAUGGUCUAUGGACGUCAAUGAAUUUGACAUAUCAAGGAAAUAUUUCAAUCGAAUUUACAAUUCAACUUAAUUUAUUGCAAAAACAAGUCGAUUCCAAUACUCGAUCAUUAUGGUUUCAAAGAAUCUUUCAUUUUCAUGAUGACCUUCAAGUUUUAGAAAAAGUUACCAGAAAAAUUCUAACUAUCACGAUUAAUAUUCGAAGUAUAAAUGGAGUACUUCUGCUUAAUAUUCCUUCGCCGCCUUCGGAUCGUCUCUGGUUUGGCUUUGAAGACCUUCCUGAAAUUGACUUCGAUGUUGACCAUCAACACAUACCAUCGGAUAGGUCACAAUCAUCGUUAAAUGCGAAAACUGAUCUCAAUAAGCAGCUAAAUCAAUUACAAAAGACGAUAAAUCAUCUAUUAAGUCAAUGGAUCAAAAAACAGAUCUACAAAGAAUGUGUUCUACCGAAUAUGUACGAUGUCUGUAUGAAAUGGUGUAAUAACCCAUUAGAAGAAAAUGAGUCAUUAUACUUGAAAGAAUCACCGAUCAAUCAUCUUCGAUGGCUAAAUGAUAACGAUUCAAGCAAAGAUUUUCAUGUUUAUCGAGAUCAAUCUGCGGAGAGAGUUUUUCUAAUCGCAUAUUACGAUUUCUUCGAAUAUUCUACGACAAUGAGUAUGUCAUCACCACAGAUCAUUUUUGAUGAAGCUCGUUCGUUAACGCCGGAUCCUACGCAUCCGGCUAAUCGAACUCCCCGACGCAGUCAUGUAUCAAUAUCGUCAAGCAAACGUGCUUCCAUGAAUGUCGGUGCAUCCAAUUCAAAUAAAACCAAACAAGGCAUGUUUCGUCGAGCUGUUCCACAGAUGCCACGUGUAUUGGCAUUCAUCUGUUUCGCAUUGAAUCUUGUUUUACCUGGCACAGGUACCCUUGUUAGUGCAUUCGCGGUAUUUUGCUGUGGAAAACAUGAUUAUGAGAAAAAUAUAGUUGCAUUCUUCUACAACAUUCUGGCGGCAAUAUUACAAAUUUCAACGAUUUUUCUACUUGUUGGCUGGAUUUGGUCCAUCCGUUGGGGCAUUCUUUUCGUUCAACUGUCAAGUUUGCCAACCUCGAUUCUAUCGAGUGCACUUAAAAAGGUUAUUCAUGAAUAUGGCUAUAAUCAGAUCGGAAAUGCAAUAUUGUUAAUAAUGGAUCAAAUGAAAGACGACGACGAAGAAAACGCGUCGGGUAACAAAAACGCUAUGGCACAAUCGAUCCCAUUCUACGUACGUCGGCAAUCGAGUGUUGAUACACAUAUGCAACCAUUUUUAACUCAAAUGGUCGCACCACGAGUACCACCAUUGCUCGAAGAUAAGCACGAACUUGAUUCGACACAAUGA
Molecule: messenger RNA, 2445 nt
Organism: Adineta ricciae
Lineage: Eukaryota; Metazoa; Rotifera; Eurotatoria; Adinetida; Adinetidae
Source: the annotation of a GenBank genome assembly